CAUUUUGGUGCGAAGGAAAUGUGGGGGCAAUUGGUCGGGCCGAUCGGGACGUACGACCUUCGCUUGCCGCUGUGUCGCAUCGGCCGCAUCAGCGCCAAGGCUGAUAUCGUCAUCCCCAAGCCAUGGAUCAGUGCGUUGCAAUGCACAAUCGAACUGCGACGAACUGGCAACAACGACCCGACGGUGUGGCUCAAGGACAUGAGUUCCAACGGCGUGUAUGUGAAUGGAGACAUUGUUGGCAAGUCUAUUGAGCGACAGAUCUUCGACAACGAUGAGAUUUACUUCACCAAGCCGUCGUUGCACACGCCGAACGUCGAGCCGACGUUCUUCCGAUUUCACUUUGCAAAUCAACCCCACUCCAUCAACGUAACUCCUGUGAAGGCAGGGAAGCGUUCGGUGCCAACUCCAGAUUCGAAAUCGUCGAGUGGCAGUGCGAAGAAGCUAUGCGUUGCGUCGUCGUCAUCGGCUCAGCGCGAUGAACUGGUUGUUGGGACCGAGUCCAUGCUAAAAGCUAACCAAGAAUUGCGUCAGCGUCUGUUCGAAGCCGGCAACCGCGAGAUAGAACUGAAGGAGCAACUGCAGGAAAUGCUGGCGAAUGUGCAGCGCCGAGAGCAUGAAAUCGACGAGCUGCGAGAAGAAGUGACGAAGGCUCGAGCGAAAUCGGUCGAGGAGGAGCACCUGCGGCUGGAACACGAAGCGCUGGAAGCCAAGUACAAGCAGGCUGAAGCCAAGUGCGUCGAGAUUGACCUGGGUUGGCUCAAGGACAAAGAGCUGCUCAAACAGUGCCAAGAAGAACUCGCCUCGGCCCUUCGAUCGACGCUCAGCCUGAACAACGUUGUCGACGUGCUCAAGAGCGAACUCGAGGAUGCACUGUCAAAAACUACGGCUGCCACGCAAAAGGCACGACAGCUGGAGAUCGACAACCAAAAAUUGGGGCACCAGCUCGAUUUGGUGCACCGGACGAGUGAUCACGAACAGGAACACAAUCGAGGAGCGAAGGAAGAGGUGCUCGUGAUGAAAGCACGGUUUGCGUCAGCCAGGGAAGCCUUUCGUCAUAUGCAAGAGUGCAUGGCGGCACUGGGCAACCAAAUUGAAGUCGUUCAUGAUGCUCAAGUGGACGAUGACGAGGCGGAAGAGACACAGUGCGUGCUGACAGAGCGGUUCUCGAGGGUUGACGACAGCGACGAUGACAAGGAGAAGGAAGACGACGAGUGCACCCACGCCCAAGAAGUUGGCGGUAAACUCGCCGACACGACGAUCGCAGAGACCACGACGCUGCAUGUCGAGGACCAAGCGUCGCCCCCAGCCAGUAGCAUGGGCAAUGACACUUCCAGUCAUCUUGUCGUCACCGAAUCAAAGCAGCGGUGGCUCCAGCUCAAAAAGGACUCACCCGUUGCUUCCGUCGAUGACUGCGGCCUAUUUGACGAGUCCCAGGAUGUGCGGCACCAGGCGUAAUCUAAACGAAUUACGUCCACGACGCUCGCCAGUCGCGCCCGUCUUGGGAGUUCGACCGAACGAAAACGAUUUUAUUGCGCUUUAAACUGCCUCCCAACGCAUCGGAUGAAGAGACCGCGGAAAUGUGCGAAAAUACAACACGUAAAAUUGCCUUAUAUAGAAAUGCACCAACAGUCG
Aphanomyces invadans is the source of this 1632-nucleotide messenger RNA. RefSeq lists its product as hypothetical. The transcript is spliced from 6 exons. Lineage: Eukaryota; Oomycota; Saprolegniomycetes; Saprolegniales; Verrucalvaceae. Bases 19 to 1455 code for a protein of 478 amino acids. The record is from RefSeq and is a predicted model, not a curated record. Gene Ontology annotation, molecular function: protein binding.